AUGGCUAUGCGUAAAGCCCAAUGUACUCUUUUACCUACCAAAAAGUUUUGGGAACCUGAUGACCCUGCAAAAGAUGGGCAAAAAGGAAUGUUCCUUGCUGACGAAUGGAGGGAAAAUGCCUGGGGCGCAUCACAUCAUUCUGUAUCCCAGCCUAUUAUGGUGCAGAGACGACGUCAAAGUUUCCAUGGAAAUGAUGUAAACUCUGUUCUUUCCCCUCGUUCAGAGAGUGGUGGGCUUGGAGUGAGCAUGGUAGAAUAUGUUUUGAGUUCCUCACCUGCGGAAAAACUUGACCCACGGUUCAGGAAAGGAGCCUAUAGUGCCAGGGAUCUGGAGUUAGAUGGACAAGAGAAAGCUGAGCAGAAGAGCAAGGCAUCGCCAUACGAGGAAGAAGGCAAACGCGACUUAGCGGCAGACCCUGAAGAUGUGUCAAAGUUAAAUUGCCCCCGCGGACUGCCCAAUGGUAUUGACGCAGAUUGCAAGGAUUUUAAUAGAACUCCUGGAAGCCGUCAAGCCUCUCCACAGAAAUAAUAGAAAGGUUGUCCCAAUACAGAAGGCUUAGGUCAACUUCCUAACUCUAUGAGCAACAAGCCCCUGACAGAUGAAUUUCCAAACUCUGAAAACCAAAAUUUGGAUAACAUGGAACAUGUUGGCCUUGACUCAUUACAAUUUGAUUAUCCUGGCAACCAGCUGCAAAUGGAAUCAACAGGAGCUGGCGUUGGUCUGUUUGACUACAAUACUCAACAACAGCUGUUCCAGAGAUCCAAUGCUUUGACUGUUCAACAGCUGACAGCAGCACAACAGCAGCAGCAGCAGCAACAACAAUACGCACUAGCAGCACAACAACAGCAGCAGCAUAUAGCUGGUGUAUUUUCAGCAGGCCUUGCUCCCGCCGCUUUCAUGCCAAACCCUUAUAUCAUCAGCACCGCUCAUCCUGGCACCGACCCAUAUACAGCUGCUGGCUUGGCUGCUACUUUAGCAGGUCCUACAGUUGUUCCACCACAAUAUUAUGGAGUUCCCUGGGGUGUGUACCCAGCUGGGUUAUUUCAGCAACAAGCAGCAGCAGCCGCAGCAGCUGCUGCCUCGGCAAACAAUUCGGCAAACCAGCAAACUGCAACACAGGCAUCGCAAGGACAGCAGCAGGUUAUGCGCUCUGCAGCCAAUCAGCGUCCUCUUACACCUAUUCAGGGACAGCAAGGUCAACAGGAGUCACUUGCAGCUGCUGCAGCUGCAAAUUCAGCUUUGGCUUUUGGACAAGGUCUUGCUACCGGCAUGUCAGGUUACCAGGUGCUCACACCCACUGCCUAUUAUGACCAGAACGGUGCCUUGGUGGUUGGUCCUGGAGCAAGAGCUGGGCUUGCUGCCCAGGUGCGAUUAGUUGCUUCUACACCCCUACUAAUCAGUCCUGCUGCAGCUCAAGCUGCUGCUGCAGCUUCAGCCUCUGGUGCUAACAAUCUAAACGGAGCCACAAACAACAUCUUCCGACCCCUUGGCCACCAGCAGCAGCAACAGCAGCAGCAGCAACCCAAUGCUAACCUGCACUCAAGUUCUUUCUAUGGGAACAACAACGUGACCAAUAGCAAUCCGAGCAGCUCCUUGUUUUCUCAUGGCCCUGGGCAGCCAGGGAACACCUCCAUUGGCUUUGGCAGCAACAACUCACUGGGAGCGGCAAUUGGCUCUGCUUUUGGGGGUUUCAACUCAUCAGUUGGCAAUUCCGCAGUUAGUAGUGGUUCAAGGAGAGAUUCCCUGACUGCUAGCUCUGACUUAUACAAAAGGUCUAGCAGCAGCCUAGCACCCAUAGGGCAGCAGUUUUACAAUAGCCUGGGAUUUUCCUCCUCUCCGAGUCCAGUAGGCAUGCCUCUGCCAAGCCAAACGCCAGGACAUUCACUAACGCCACCGCCAUCUCUUUCAUCACAUGGAUCUUCAUCCAGUUUGCAUUUAGGAGGGCUAACAAAUGGCAGUGGACGGUAUAUUUCUGCUGCUCCUGGAGCGGAGGCAAAGUAUCGCAAUACAACCAGCACCUCAAGUUUGUUUAGUUCCAACAGCCAGCUCUUCCCACCCUCUCGUCUGCGGUACAACAGAUCUGAUAUCAUGCCUUCUGGCCGGAGUAGACUAUUGGAGGAUUUCAGGAACAACCGCUUCCCCAACCUGCAACUCAGGGACCUAAUUGGGCACAUAGUUGAGUUUUCUCAAGACCAGCAUGGAUCUCGAUUCAUACAGCAGAAGUUAGAACGUGCCACUCCGGCAGAACGUCAUAUGGUAUUCAAUGAGAUUCUGCAAGCUGCCUACCAGUUGAUGACAGAUGUAUUUGGAAAUUAUGUUAUACAGAAAUUUUUUGAAUUUGGGAGUAUGGACCACAAAUUAGCUCUUGCAACGCGUAUACGUGGGCACGUUCUUCCUCUUGCCUUACAAAUGUAUGGAUGUCGUGUCAUUCAAAAAGCACUGGAAUCCAUAUCUCCAGACCAGCAGGGUGAAAUGGUUAGAGAAUUGGACGGCCAUGUCCUAAAAUGUGUGAAAGACCAAAAUGGAAACCAUGUGGUGCAGAAGUGCAUUGAAUGUGUCCAACCGCAGGCUCUUCAGUUCAUAAUUGAUGCAUUCAAGGGACAGGUAUGUGAAAUUUCAGGUAUGCUGAUCUUUGAAUUAUAA
Messenger RNA from Bombina bombina (fire-bellied toad), 2643 nucleotides. RefSeq names its product pumilio RNA binding family member 2 (gene PUM2). Gene Ontology annotation, biological process: miRNA processing; regulation of mRNA stability. NCBI's taxonomy places the organism in Eukaryota, Metazoa, Chordata, Amphibia, Anura, Bombinatoridae. Gene Ontology annotation, cellular component: cytoplasm; cytosol. Gene Ontology annotation, molecular function: mRNA 3'-UTR binding. The record is from RefSeq and is a predicted model, not a curated record.